Gamsiella multidivaricata is the source of this 1218-nucleotide messenger RNA. Its product is annotated as SPX domain-containing protein. The transcript has 7 exons. The record is from RefSeq and is a predicted model, not a curated record. Gene Ontology annotation, cellular component: cytoplasm. Bases 129 to 995 code for a protein of 288 amino acids. Lineage: Eukaryota; Fungi; Mortierellomycota; Mortierellomycetes; Mortierellales; Mortierellaceae.
ACUCUCCCGAACGAGGAAAAAGGCGGCAAAGGGUUAUAACUUUGGACGGGGAUUCAAUUGACAAUGCAUUGGAUCAACUGCUCGACGAAGAGAAAGCCUUUUUCAAGUUCCUCGAUUCUCAGCUAUCAAUGGUUGAUACGUUCUACCGAGCAAUGGCAACGACAUUUAACACAAUAGAAAAGGAGCUUCAGGCGGUGACGAAACUCAAGGUCCUCAAACAGCAGAUCUUUGUGGCGGAAGAAUGGAAGCGUCGCCAUCAAGAAAAAAUCGCAAAGCAAGAAGCAGAUCGAGGAUGGUACCAAAUCGAGUGGUCAAAGGUCAGGCAUGGCCUUGGAAACCUAGUCAAUAAUUCAUCGGCCACUGAACAAGUUGUCAUCGGCCCUGUUCAACAAUCACUAAAUGAAAACGGGAGGAGGCAACGCCAAUGUCACAAUAGACAUUCAACUGACGCGACAGCAUUGAGCUUAAGCAGAGAAAACAGUACGAACCAAGAACAGGAUCUACAGCAAAGAGGGAAUUGGGAACCUGGAGACGACUCGCAAAGAUUUUCAUCCAUGGAUACGACUGCAUAUCAUAAUCAGCUUGUCGUGGAGGAUGAAGAGAAUCGUCGCCAACACUUGAGCCAUAAAGUCGCGAGGACGAGGAUCAAAGCGGCCCUGUACGAAUUCUACCGCAGUCUCGAAAUGCUCAAAAACUACACGAUCUUAAAUAAUACGGGAUUUGUGAAAAUUAUGAAAAAGUACGACAAGGUCGCUGGAUGGAAGGCUUCAAAGGCAUUUAUCGCCUCGAAACUGCGACCGAUAUACUUUAUGACCUCCACUACUCUCGAUGACAUGAUGACAGAGACCGAGGAUCUUUUUAUUUAUAAGUUUGAGAAUGGUCAUCGCCGGCGCGCUAUGGCAAAGUUGCGGAUUCCAGAUCACAAGAACCAGGGUUGGCAUCUAUCUAGGCGUGGCGAUACCAUUGCUGAUCCUGGGAGUCGAAGGAGCCUUUAACAAAGACACGCAGGCCAGGAUCCUGUAUUGGGACAAGUUAUUACUCGUGUAUGCAGGGUUGUUCUUGACGAUCCUUUUUGCAUGCCUUUUCGGUAUCAACAUGUACGUGUGGAAAAAGUCGAGGAUCAACUAUAAGUUUAUCUUUGAGUUUGACCCCCGCGACAAUCUAGACUACCACGAGUUUUUUGAGCUGCCAGUAUUUUUCAUGCUGAUCCUUUGCCUC